This is a messenger RNA of Menidia menidia (Atlantic silverside), 918 nucleotides long. The record is from the annotation of a GenBank genome assembly. Lineage: Eukaryota; Metazoa; Chordata; Actinopteri; Atheriniformes; Atherinopsidae.
AUGGGAGCCGGGAGCGCCGACGGGGGGCCGGAGACGAGCUGGGCUUCUUUUGACGCUGCGCUCUCACUUUGGAACCGGGUGUCAACAAACAACAGCAGGAGUCCCGAGGCCUGCCCGGAACAGACAGCCUACCGCUGCCCCAAAACCGAGCCCGGCCCUCCCUCUGACGCCGUUCCUAAUCUUGGACCAAACCCCCCCCAGUCCCAUCUCGAGGCUUUUGGGGUCGAAAAAAAAAGCCCGGGCGCGGCUCACCGGGAACCGAGGCCAGGUCCAGAAAGUUGCAGCCGGACAGUGGAGGGUCCGGUGGAGGGAGGCAUGACGGCUCUGGCGGGGCCGGUACCCAGGAUGAUGAGACCCACGCUCCCGCAGAACUACCCCCGCAACGGCUUCCCUCUGGAAGUGUCCACCCCGCUGGGUCAAGGCCGCGUCAACCAGCUCGGAGGGGUCUUCAUAAACGGAAGGCCCCUGCCCAACCACAUCCGACACAAGAUCGUGGAGAUGGCGCACCACGGGAUCCGGCCGUGCGUCAUCUCCCGCCAGCUGCGGGUCUCCCACGGCUGCGUGUCCAAGAUCCUGUGCCGGUACCAGGAGACGGGCUCGAUCAGACCCGGGGCCAUCGGCGGCAGCAAACCCAAGCAGGGAACGACGCCCGACGUAGAGAGGAGAAUAGAGGAAUACAAGCGGGAAAACCCGGGUAUGUUUAGCUGGGAGAUUCGGGAUAAAUUACUGAAGGACGGAAUGUGUGACCGCAACAACGCUCCUUCAGUGAGCUCCAUCAGCCGCAUCAUGCGGAGUAAGUUUGGGGGGAAAGGCGACGAAGAGGAGGAUGACGAAGAAAUGGACAAGAAAGAGCUGGAGGACAGCGACCGGAGGGCCAAACACAGCAUCGAAGGCAUCCUGGGAGACAGAGGUACGUAA